Molecule: messenger RNA, 4215 nt
Organism: Acanthosepion pharaonis
Lineage: Eukaryota; Metazoa; Mollusca; Cephalopoda; Sepiida; Sepiidae
Source: the annotation of a GenBank genome assembly
AUGAAGCCUGUCCUUGGAGUUGGGGCCCAUAUAAGGUCAGCAAACAUAGCAACGGCUGAUAUCAAAAGGACUAAAAUUCAUGCUCAAAGGAAAUUUGCUCAGGGCUCCCUUCCAUCAACACCAAAUACAACUCCAAACAAAGCCAAAAUGUCUCCCCUUUGCCUCCCCAAAAGAGCCAAAACUGAGGACUUUCUCACUUUUUUAUGCCUAAGAGGCAGCUCAGUUUUGCCAUCACAUCUGGACUUUUUUAACUACACAAACAAAGACUCCGCUUCCGGAGGAGAGAAUAGUCGACCACACACCCCUGCCAGUAAUUGUAAACAGCAGCUCAAUUCGUCUUCCUCUCGUGCUCAAACACGCGAGAGUUCACCACUUUCCACGGCGACAAGUACCAGUAGCAAUGAUGAUGUCGCUGAUGUAUUGCCUUCAUUUCAUGAAAUCCAGAUAUCUGCCUACAUGAAUGGUGUAGGUGUCAGUAAGUCGAAACACAAGAAACUGUUGAAAGUCACCAAAUCCCAAUUGGAUGAAGUUCUGUCAAAUAAUUCCCCAGGAAUUAAAAAACCCAAGGCUGUUCGUUGUCUUCAAACACCAAAUCGCCAGGCAGCUCGUGCCUGUGCCAGCACUCCAGAAACAGCCCGAGGUCUCGCAGCUAUGCAACAGCAAAAUUUGGUCAAGAAGGUUGCAGGUAAACUUGGCGCCAAACUAGGGCUGUCCGCUUCUUCAAGGCUACGGUCAACACAGAACAGCUCUCCCAAUAAAAAGACUAUUAAAGCCAAAAUUCCUCAACCUAAGACCUCAGCUCGGAAUGAAAUGCAUGUAAAUGAUCUCCGAAACAAGAAGCGUUCACCUGGACGGCCUCCGCUCAAGCGUAAACUAAAAGAGAGGGGCACACGUGUGAAAACUGCAUCAGUGCAUAUUAUACCUGAAACUAAGAAACGCACAGUUGUUGUGAGAAGCGGUAAACCAGGUGUUUUACGAACCCUAACUAAGAGCCAGAAUAGUAACUACACUACUAGCGCCCAAUCACAGAAAGCGUUCUGCAAGACCAAUGCUCACAGUAAACCAGUCCGAACUGCCACUCUUCUGUCUCACAGGAACCACACUAACUCAGUCUUACCUGUAGUGCCUUUGCGGAAAUUGUCUGAAAAUUUGCCGAACUGUCAAAAGGUUUCUCAGAGAGGCAACAACAAACUGCCAUCUCGUCCGGUCAGAAAAUUGCAAAAGAAAGUGUGGAAGCAGAAUCACUCUGCUGAUGGUCCCCUAUCACCCACUCCAGAGCAGUUGUCCAAAAAACGCCCCCGGCGUGAGGUCAACCCUGCUUCCAGCAACCGACUGCAAAAAUCCCGUUUGGGAGCUCAUUCCCAUUCAGAUCCUGAACCACGGAUCCAGCCCUCUCGCUUCUCUAAACGUUUAUCUUUACAGUUAGCGCAAAGGGCAGCUAUGCAAGAGGAACUUGAAAAUAAGAUAAAGCCUCCUGCUCCAAAGAAGACAAAAUUGGCUGAGCCAAUGACUGCAGCUUCCGUUUCCACUGCCCCUGUUCUCCAGCCAGUGUCUUCAACAGUGCCAUCCCUACCUCAUUUGUUCUCCUCUCCAACUCCUUCUUCAUUGGUGGCCACACAAACCUCUUCUCUCUCUGUGAACUCCAAGGACCAGUUCCAGGAUCCGUUGGCCUAUAUAGAGUCAAUCAAGAAAGAAGCUGAACCUUACGGCAUGUGUAAAAUAGUUCCACCUUCUUCCUGGAAGCAUGAAAGUCGAAUCAAUGAAGAAAUGAGGUUUACCAGUCAAGUGCAAUACAUAAAUCGAAUGUUUAAUCGAUGGGGACCAAAUGUGCAGCAUGUGGAAUGUAUACAGAAGCAUCUGGCCUCUGUUGGAAUUGAACUGGUCCAGCCUCCUUUGAUUGGAGGUGUUGAAUUGGAUUUAUCACGGCUUCACCAAAGCAUCAAAGAGCAAGGUGGUAUGCAAACAGUAAUGGACAAGAAAAAAUGGAGCAAGGUUGCAGACAUGGUUAAAAUUCCAAAACAAGCUCAGGAUAGGACAACUAAGCUGUACAAUGCAUACUGCAAAUAUCUACUGUCAUAUGAGAUGCUUCCUGAAGAGGAGAAAGCCAAACUUCUGCAGCAAGUCACAGAAGAAAGGAAUCAACGGUUACAGCAGCGACAGAAUAAAGUUUGCCAUCAACUCAAUGAAGAUGACGGACCCAAUAAAUGCAUAGCCAAGGGUAAAUCUACAUCAGUAAAUGCUUUUCAGAGGGUGGCUCGUAAUAUACAGUCAAUGUGGUUCCGUGAAGACCCUACCCCAGAACAAGUUGAGUCAGAAUAUUGGAAGAUAGUUCAAGAUGCUUCAGCUCAUGUUACCGUACAGUGUGGCUACAUAAACUCAGGAAACCAAAGCACUUUCCUUCCAAACAAGAAGGAAAGCCCUUCUACCAAACAUGGCUGGAACUUUAACAUGUUAUCUCAGAAUCCAUUAUCAGUAUUAAGACAUCUGGGACCAGUUCCAGGUGUUACAUUGCCUAUCCUCCAUAUUGGAAUGCUCUUUACAACAUCCUGUUGGUCAGUCAACAGACACAACCUGCCCUACGUACAUUACCUUCAUUCAGGGGCUGAUCUCAUUUGGUACUCAAUUCCAAAGCAACUGAAGCAUAAAUUAAAAAAUGCCAUGAAGGAAUUGGUUCCAGGCCGAAUUGGUAAUGGGGAAGCUUGGCUCAAAGAAGAUGCUGUCAUGAUAAAUCCUGAGCUGCUAGUUGAAAAAGGUGUCUCAGUUGGGCGUAUCAUACAGAAACAACACCAAUUUGUUGUGGUGUUCCCAUAUACCUACACCUCUUCUCUGACAUGUGGCUACAGUGUCUCCGAGUGCCUCCCCUAUGCUACACCUGACUGGUUGCCUCUCGGACAAGCUAUAGCUCAGGUUCUACGUAGGAAUUGUUUAUGGCCUGAAAUGUUCUCACUUGAUUCUUUGCUACGUCGUAUUGUGAAGGCAGAACCUGCUGUAAGUGAUGAAUUGUUAACCCAAGCACUGCCAUUCUUGGAGAAAGCAAUAGAACAUGAACUCUCUUUGCGGAAACAACUUUAUGAUGCUGGUCUGAAAAAUGCCAAAAAGAUGAAUGCCAAUGAACCUUUGGUGCCAUCUUCUCCAAAACGUAGACGCCUUAAUGAUGGAGAAGAAGAAAAUAGGUGUGAAGUGUACAAAAGGAUUUGUUACUUUUCAAUGGUUGUGAAUGAAGUGGAUGAUAGCUUAUACUGCCUUGAUCAUGCCCUUUCUCAUAUCCAGAAAAAACGCAACCUCAAAGCCUGUCGACUCUAUUACAGAUACUCAGAUGAAGAUCUUCAAGAAUUGCUGAAGAAUGCUUCCAGUCGGUUGAACUCCAAAGAGCCAGGGACAGCGAUCACUGACUCUAGUCCAAAGCGAAAGUCAACGAAAGUUCUCUCUCUCUCUCUCUCCACAUUUCUCUCUCUUCCUUUGUCUCUCAGCUCUUUCUCUUUGUCUCUCAGCUCUUUCUCUUUGUCUCUCAGCUCUUUCUCUUUGUCUCUCAGCUCUUUCUCUUUGCCUCUCAGCUCUCUCCUUUUUUUUUCUCUCUCUCUCCUUUUUUUUUCUCUCUCUCUCUCUCCUUUUUUUCUCUCUCUCUCUCUCUCCUUUUUUCUCUCUCUCUCUCUCUCCUUUUUUUUUCUCUCUCUCUCUCCUUUUUCUUUUUUUCUCUCUCUCUCUCCUUUUUUCUCUCUCUCUCUCUCCUUUUCUCUCUCUCUCUCUCUCUCCUUUUUUUCUCUCUCUCUCUCCUUUUUUCUCUCUCUUUCCUUUUUUUCUCUCUCUCUCCUUUUUUCUCUCUCUCCUCUCUCUCUCUCCCUCUCUCUCUCCUUUUCUCUCUCUCUCUCCCUUUUUUCUCUCUCUCUCUCCCUUUUUUCUCUCUCUCUCUCCCUUUUUUCUCUCUCUCUCUCCCUUUUUUCCCUCUCUCUCUCUCCCUUUUUUCCCUCUCUCUCUCCCUUUUUUCUCUCUCUCUCCCCUUUUCUCUCCCUCUCUCCUUUCUCUCCCUCUCUCCUUUCUCUCUCUUCUUUCUCUCUCCUUUUCUCUCUCAUCUCUCUCUCCUUUUCUCUCUCAUCUCUCUCUCUCCUUUUCUCUCUCAUCUCUCUCUCUCUCCUUUUCUCUCUCUCUCCUUUUCUCUCUCUCUCCUUUUCUCUCUCAUCUCCCUCUCUCUCCUCUCCUCUCACAGAAAAAUGUUAG